AUGCCUUCUAAACGCAGGAACAACGGAAGAGCUAAGAAGAACUGCGGCGCCGCCCGGAAUGUCCGUUGCGUCAACUGCGGUCGCUGCGUCCCCAAGGACAAGGCCAUCAAGCGCUACAAUGUCAGAAACAUCGUAGACGCCUCUUCUAGGAAGGAUAUCAAGGAGAACUGCAUAUACGAAAACUACAACUUGCCCAAGUUGUACAUUCAGCAGAUCUACUGUGUGUCGUGUGGUAUCCAUUCCAGAAUUGUCCGAUCUCGCUCUCGCACCGACAGAAAAAUCAGGUACAGUCCGUCAAAGGCCCGCGUCGUGGGAGCUCAGAACUUUUUCUAA
This is a messenger RNA of Gregarina niphandrodes, 333 nucleotides long. Its product is annotated as putative 40S ribosomal protein S26e. Gene Ontology annotation, cellular component: cytosolic small ribosomal subunit; ribosome. The coding region runs from base 1 to 333 and encodes 110 amino acids. The record is from RefSeq and is a predicted model, not a curated record. NCBI's taxonomy places the organism in Eukaryota, Apicomplexa, Conoidasida, Eugregarinorida, Gregarinidae. Gene Ontology annotation, molecular function: mRNA binding; structural constituent of ribosome. The transcript has 2 exons. Gene Ontology annotation, biological process: translation.